Molecule: messenger RNA, 1021 nt
Organism: Olea europaea var. sylvestris
Lineage: Eukaryota; Viridiplantae; Streptophyta; Magnoliopsida; Lamiales; Oleaceae
Product: CASP-like protein 2B1
Exons: 3
Coding region: 272-883 (203 amino acids)
Source: RefSeq, a predicted model, not a curated record
GAAAUCUUAGGCCUUAGUUCUUUAAUGCAAUCUCAGUUGACAGGUUUCCUUGCAUUCAAUGAUGAACGUUUGAUAAAAUUGUGGCCUCUAAAUUUCAAUACAUAGUGAGCUAAAAAAAUACAAACCCAAACACUUGGCAGCCGUACAAAGAUAAGUGAAUUAAAUUUUUGCUGCGUUUCUAUUUAAGAGGUGGGGUGUGUUAGGUGAACUUCGUCCAGUUCAUUAGUUCUUGUGUCUUCUUCAUCCUGAGUUAUUGGAAACAAGAGUAAAAAUGAGUAGUUAUCUUGGUGUAGGUGUGAGUCCUGGAAAUGUUCCUGUUUAUCAUGGGAGCAAUUUGAAGGUAAUUGACAGGAGAGUGAGGCUUGCUGAACUGAUUUUAAGGUGUUUGAUAUGUGGUCUAUCUAUACUUUCUGCUGUUCUUAUCGGGACUGACUCUCAAGUUAGAGAGAUUUUUUCGAUUCAGAAGAAGGCUAAAUUCACAGACAUGAAAGCCCUUGUUUUCUUGGUAAUAGCCAAUGGGUUAGCUGCGGCCUACUCACUGGUCCAAGUUCUGAGGUGCGUUUUGGGUAUGAUUAGAGGAAGUGUGCUGUUCAACAAGCCCUUAGCUUGGGUCAUUUUCUCCGGUGAUCAGAUAAUGGCCUACUUGACUCUAGCAGCAGUGGCAGCCGCUGCUCAGUCUGGUGUUUUUGCCAAGCUUGGGCAGACGGAACUUCAAUGGAUGAAGAUUUGCAACAUGUAUUUGAAAUUCUGCAACCAAGUCGGGGAAGGCAUAGCCGGUGCACUAGUUGUAAGCAUCGCUAUGGUCUUCCUCUCUGCUAUUUCCGCGUUUAGUCUGUUCCGUCUGUAUGGAGAUAACAAAGGAAAGAACAAUGAAAGCUGGUAAAUUUCGUCGUACAUUACCAGUCCUAUCAAGUUUUUCACUUUCCCUUAGACUCGAAGUUGUGUAACUUGUUCCAUAUAUGUGAAAGACGAUGACCCUUUUGUUUGUAUAAUAAAAGGAGUUUCUCUUUGUGUUGAUGCA